Amphiprion ocellaris (clown anemonefish) is the source of this 4852-nucleotide messenger RNA. Its product is annotated as copine-9-like. Gene Ontology annotation, cellular component: plasma membrane. Gene Ontology annotation, molecular function: calcium-dependent phospholipid binding. The coding region runs from base 272 to 679 and encodes 135 amino acids. The record is from RefSeq and is a predicted model, not a curated record. NCBI's taxonomy places the organism in Eukaryota, Metazoa, Chordata, Actinopteri, Pomacentridae. Gene Ontology annotation, biological process: cellular response to calcium ion. The transcript is spliced from 7 exons.
CUCUCUCUCUCUCUCUCUCUCUCUCUCUCUCUCUCUCUCUCUCUCUCUCGUCAUGAAUGAAAGCCUCAUCCUCAGGUAUGCCUUCUAACCCUCAGCUGCGCUCCAGCGACCGUCAGCAUCCACAACUACAACCGACACCAGCACAUUCUCCCCGUGAUUCCCGGGUGGAUGGAACAGACACGUUAUAUUCCAGCAGAGAAAUCCGCCUCGUAGAAUAAGUGCGAACUUCGGCGAUUGAGAAGAAGUGAUUUAAAGAAAACCAGCCUCAGCCAUGGCGACAAUAGGGGAAUUUGACCCGCUCAACUCCACCGUACCUGCGACCAAGAUUGAAGUCACCGUUUCUUGCAGGAAUCUGUUAGACAUGGACACCUUCUCUAAGUCAGAUCCAGUGGUGGUGUUGUAUGUUCAAGGCCUGGGGACCAAGGAGUGGAGAGAGUUUGGCCGGACAGAAGUGAUUGAUAACACAUUGAACCCCGACUUUGUGAGGAAGUUUGUCCUUGAUUUCUUCUUUGAAGAGAAGCAGAACCUUCGCUUUGAUGUAUACAAUGUGGAUACCAGAAGCUCCAACCUCUCCAAACAUGACUUCCUGGGUCAGAUGUUCUGCACACUGGGAGAGAUCAUCGGCUCAACUGGCAGCAGACUGGAGAGGACGCUUUCGAUGACAUCAGAGCGGCGGUGAGGAUCUAUUUUCAGAUGUUGGGUGGGGAGAGGAAGAAGGCCCUGUGGCAUUUAGCGUGCGGAGGACAGGAUUAUGAGGGAAACCCACCUCAAGCAUCAAGUCACGACACACACUCUUCUGUUGAGCCAGAAAAAGCACAAAGAUGGUGAAAAACCAUUCAUCAAUAUAUCAAUAUCAAUUGCUUUGGUAAUGUACGCUAGUCUCAAGUUUUACAUGAAGUUGCACGGUUAUUGUUUCACUUACUACCAAUAAAGGCUUAUUAAAGGUGGAUUUCCAAGCACAAAUACACCAUACUUAUGCAUUUGAAAAGCCACUUUAUAUUUUAACAAAAUAAUCCACAUUCACUAAUAUGUCAAUCCCAGCAUGCAAUCUGUGCACUGUGGAAAGCAGAGAGGAAACAUUUUAAUGCAUAGCAGUAAGGAAAAGUAAUUAAAAUACGGAGGAGUUUUUGCUGAAGCAUGUUGUGCAGAAUGACUCGGCAUGUCAUGUAAUACGCAGCUCAGACAGAGAUACCAGAUCAGCACAUUUAAGUCACUGAAAAACACCUUCAUCCACUUUAACCACUUUAAUCUGAUUAUCUUUUGGAUUUUAUGUCACACUGAUUCCACAAAUUUGCAUGCUUACAGAUCAGUAAACAGAUCUUUAUGGCAGCUCUGAAAAUAUUUCCAUUAUUGCGAGCUCCUGUAAAGUCGGCUUCAAAUCUUGUAUAUUCCCUCAUGGCAAUAAUGGAGUACCAUCAUUUUAGCAUUUUGCUUCUACCUUCCUCAAACUUGCUUCAAAUAGUUCAGUCCGACAUUGAGGUCAGUUAUUUUAGCAGCAGCUAAUGUAGCCUAGAGUCUGUAUGAGACACCUCUCUCUAACUCCACAACCCCAAACUUUUUCACUUUUUAAAGUUUGUAGUCUUCAACCUCAACCGAUGACGAUUCAAGUAACAUCACUUUAGGACAUUUCUCAGACUGACAAAGCUCACAUAUGCAGAAAAAUCCAUGAAAACCUAAUCUUGAAUCUUAAAAAAGCAUUCCUAACUGUUACUUCUUCAAAGUUUUACAUUCAAGCUCAGCAAAUCUUCAUCAUCUGGACUGUGUGCGAGUGCUUUGAUCAUAUUUAAUUACAACACAAGACAAAAAACCCACAAAUGUCAUUUGAAUUUAAUCUAAAUGCUAAAUUCCUGAUGCUCACCCACUUCUUUUCCCCUCUUAAAACAAAUUAGGAGACGCAAACAUUCAGAAAUUUCUAUGUGUUGUAAAAUAUGUAUAACUCAUCUAACAUUGGCAUUGUUCAAGUUGAGUCACAUUAACAAUAUUUUUGUGAUCUGUUCGGAGGCAUUUAAAAAAUAAAUGUGCUGAAUUGCAAUUUUAAAAUUAAUUAUCAGAUGUUUUCAUGAUUUGGAAUCAUUUGUGUCUUGUCAAAGUCACUCAGGUCUUUAUUUCUCCUACAUACAUCACGCUGACUACAAGAACUAACUUCACCGUCCAAGUGAUCUCAGACGUUAACAUUCAUCGCUGUUGUGAUGACUUGAUCAAUGCUGUUGGCUUCAUCUGUCAAUGCUAAAAGAGUUAAAGUUAAAGCAAAGAUUUUUUAAAUAAAAGUUACGUAAACCUUUGAUAAUAAGCCCUAUGGAAUCAUUCCCACAAGUUUAACUUCGCUGUUAUUUUUACUAUUACCGUUCGCCUACAUUAGGAAAUGUUCAGAGAGACGUGACCUAGAAUGACUGAAUGGUCUCCACAGCAACCAGCAUCUGGGAGUCCAGCAGGAAAGUAGGUAUUUGUGAGCAUGGAAAUGAGGCAUGUUUCACUAUCCAUAACAAGCAAUUUUUAAAAUGUAGGUGGGGAAGACCAGGAGCAAAAUAUGGUGUUAUGGGGUUAAUGUAAUCCUGUUGUGCUAAUCUGUAUUUCUCUGUAGGUGUCAGCAUUUUUGGUUUAUGAAGGCGGGAUGCCAGGAAAAAAAAGUUUGUGACCCACAUAUCUACACUGUUUUAUAUUUAAAUGAAGGCAUGAAAUAUGAAGGCAGGUUAUUAAUCUGCCCAUCAGUGACUGUUGAGUCUCUAAAGCUGUGAUUUUAACAGAGCGAGUCUCUCAAUAAAUGAUGCAACACACAACCUACCACCUACCAGUUACCACCUCCGACCUACUGUAUGUGCAUACAGAUCAGAACAAGUCAUCUUUUGCCUCUUGAAGCAUUUCUUCCUUUUUUUUCUGUUUUAAAUGGUGCCACGCACAACUGGGGAUCCUCUGCUCUUCAACUAUUUCUCCUCCGCUGCCUCACACAUUACAAAUUCAGAUGGGUUUGAAUAUGGUAAGGAGCGAGCCUCGGCUGUCCCUGUGGUAUUUACAGUGCAGUGAAUCUGAAGUUCUCUCAGGAUAGCGGAGGAGGUUAGCCGGGUGUCUUCAGUCCCUCAGAACAGUAAUUGAUUUGCUCUCUGUCCUCCUGCAGAUAUGUUUUGACACUCCUUGAUUCCACUUUGGUCUUCAAAUGCAGGUUUUGACAAAGUAGUGCUCUUAAUCCCAGCUAAACCAAACACUUCAAACACUGCUGUAUAUUCAUCAGAGGUUUGACAAAAGAAUCACUAAUGAGCCGAGCACAUAUCAACUGGCACACUUUAUUAACUUGUGUGCUUAACGAGGGCUUCGCCUCUCAGAUGUAAAUCUCUUUCUAUUGGCAGCCCACCUGCCAUUAAAUAUUAAAAAGCCAUAUGUAAAUGGAUGCUUGAUGUUUCUCCCAUCCUGUGUGCCACUGAUACAGCAGACUGGCACGAGCCCAGCUCUUUGAUCAGUCCCUAUCGCUCCUGCCUGUUAACAGACCUUUGCAUUGAUUUGUCACUUCACUCCGUGGUACUUCACUGUUUUUUGCCCAGCCAGUGUUUAAACAUCAGUUCUGUUCAUCUGACAAGAACCUGACGAUUCCUGUCUCUGAAAGCUUCAGAUUCCAAUCUGAAAGUGACAUAAAAGCCUGUAGUUUUGCCUUUGAUAUGUUGGAUGAGUUUCCACAAAGCAGGAAGUUUGUGUUUUGAUCUGACUACUGCUUUAGUGUCCUCGUGCCCAUCUGAAUCGUAUUUAUUUUGCGUCAUUCAGACAGCAUGUUGCCAUGGAAAGGAGACUUGAGCUCCUGUGUGGGAGAUUCUGGGUGGUGAGGAUGUUGCUACUGCUAAGUCCUCCACCAGAGCUGUUCUUUGUAAUCAAGCAACUCACAAGGCCAUGAAAGUGAGAUGAGCUCUCAAUUACGUCCUCAGGGAGCCUUCGGAGCAGAGCAUGUGGGAAACUGAUUUGGGGACAGCGAUAAACCUUAAAAGAUAAAAUGAAACUAAAGGUUUCUUACCUCUCCACCUGAGUUAGAGCUUUUCUGUUCCUGGUGCUUUGUCUGCAGUGAAAGUGCAAAUUAAGGAAAUAAAACUGCCAGAGACAUCUAAAAGUAGAGUUUCAUGGUUGGGGAAAUAAGCUGUGGACUACAGAUGGGAGUCUGGAUGUUAAAUCCACCCACCUUCAGGUGACUCCAAUGUAGUUUCUAAAAGUUUCUUCUGAAAAUAAUACAGCAGCAACUACGAUGCACAUGAAGUCACUUAUAUUUUGUAGCAGCGUCAUUUCUAGAAAAAGGGGUUGAUCUAAAUAUUCUCUUCCUUCAAAAGCCAUUUCAAAACUUUUUUGUGUUGGUUGAUAUAAUGCAAAGGCCAAGUCAUUCGGUACUUUAUUGGAAAAAUCCUAGUGGCUACAACAAUGAUCUUCCCCUGCAAAGGCUUUUUUCCUCCACAGAUAGUAAAGACAAAACCCUCAUAGCUACUUUUAAAAUAUUUUUUGCUUUUUCACUAUUUUGGGAAAUCACUCUCAUUUGCGAGUAGUAAAAUAAUGUUGUUACAACUGGACUCCACAGUUGUAACAACAACAUGGAGACAACCACUGUACGGUGAAGAAAACAAAGGUUUUAUUGCCAAAUCAGUAAAUCCAUUCCAGCGUGGGGCUGGAGCUCCAAAGACACACCGCUCCUGUCAGCGAUCCCGUCUCGACUGGAAAGGACAGCGAUUAAAUGCAGCUGAGCCACUGAUUGCAGGUGUGGCUCAGUCAGGUGGCGACCCUCGGCUCCUGAUCAGGCACAUCUGGUGUUGAAGUGGAGGGUCGUCACAAUGUUCCAUGUUCAUCCACCCCCUUUACUCGACUUUAUCGCUUACAGAAAAAUCAUAUG